UAUUUUGAAUCAAGUAAAUAUCCCCCCAUCGAAUCCAAGGCCUUAAACCCUACCUGUGUCUGAGUUCUCCAUUGAAGCGCACUCAACGUUCUCCACUGAAGCGCCACUCAACGUUCUCCACUGAAGCGCAGUUCACUUUCUCUGAAUCCUUGUAAUACUUGUAUCCCCUAUUGAAGAAAGCUUUGUAUACCCCAUUGAAGCAGCUUCCGUGGUUGUAGUUUAUAGAACCCAUUAAUGUCAGGAAGAAACCAUAAAAAACGACCUUUGCUUUCUGGGCGAAGGGCGGCCGCCACUCCUGCCCUUGCUAAGGGACGAGCCAGUUCAUUCGCAAAGCAGAAUAACUCGAAAAGGCGGCGCAAAUUUGAUAGCAGUGAAGAAGAAAAUGGGUUUGAUGGUGAGAUUGCGAGCGACAUGUCGGAUGGUGGGGAUGAUUUCUUUGAGGAUGAAAGUAAUGGUGGGGUGAAGGAGAAAACAGAGGAGGAGGAAAAGGAGGAGGAGUUGGAGAGAGAAACUGUCGACGAGCGAAGGCGGCGAUUGGCAUGGGAACUUGUUCAGAAAGUGAGGAAAGGUGAGGAGGAAGAAAGAGAGGAGGAUGAAGAUGAUGAUGAUGAUGAUGAGAGGGAGGAGAGAGGUGGGAUUAGGGAUUCUCUUGUUGCUAAGAUUUUGCAGCAGGAGCAGCUUGAAGAUAGUGGUAGAACUCGUAGAUUGAUCGCUUCCAAAUUACAGAAGUUAGAAGAUAAAGAAGAACCAGAGUUUUUAUUUAAGCAUCGGCAAUCUGUUACUGCUGUAGCUCUGUCUGAUGAUGAUAGAAGAGGGUUUUCAGCUUCAAAGGAUGGUGGUAUUGCCCACUGGGAUGUUGAAAUUAGAAAAGCAGAAAAAUAUCUUUGGCCCUCUGAAGACGUCUUGAAGUCCCAUGGUGUUAAAGAUCCACAGGGUCAAUCAAAUAAGAAGGGUAAAGUAAUGAAGCAUAGUAAGGAUAUCCUAGCAUUGGCUGUUAGUUCUGAUGGCCGUUAUCUAGCUACCGGUGGUUUUGAUCGUCAUGUUCAUUUAUGGGAUACACGUACACGGGAGCAUAUUCAGGCUUUUCCAGGUCAUAGAGGACCUGUGUCAUGUUUGACAUUUAGGCAAGGGACUUCAGAAAUCUUUUCUGGUUCAUUUGAUCGAACAGUUAAGAUUUGGAAUGCUGAAGAUAGAGCGUACAUAACAACAUUGUUUGGUCAUCAAAGUGAGGUGUUAAGCAUUGAUUGUAUGAGAAAAGAACGGGCAUUGACUGUUGGACGUGAUCGAACUAUGCAGUUGUAUAAGGUUCCGGAGGAGUCACGUCUGGUUUACCGGUCUUCUACUUCUGCUCUUGAGUGCUGUUGCUUUGCUGGUAAUGAUGAAUUUUUGUCUGGAUCUGAUGACGGAAGCAUUGAGCUGUGGAGCGUAUUGCGUAAAAAGCCGGUCUCUAUUGUAAAAAAUGCUCACACUCUGUCUGCAUUGAAGAAGCAAGUAGAGCUAAAUAGCAACGGAGUUAUGUCUAAUGGUCAGAUUGAUAGUAGUGAAUUUAAAGCAAGUAGCCCAUGCUCAAAUGCACAGUCCUGGGUCAGCUCUGUCACUGUAUGCAGGAAUAGUGACCUUGCUGCAUCCGGUGCUGGAGAUGGGUUUGUUCGAUUAUGGCAAAUCAACAGUGAGACCAAAGCUGUUGCACCCUUAUUUGAUGUUCCUUUGGUGGGGUAUGUGAAUUCCUUGGCUAUUGCAAAAUCUGGUAGAUUUCUUGUUGCUGGAGUUGGGCAGGAACCACGUCUUGGAAGGUGGGAUCGUAUAUCUACAGCUAGAAAUGGUGUUGCUUUGCAAUCCUUCAAGCUUACAUCAUAGGUGUCCAAUGCAUCUUGUAAAAUCUCUUCAAUUUUGACUAUUUAUCAAGGUACCAGGAUGUAAGAGAUCUUAUGUCUACGAUUUUGAUGAUUCAUUUGAUUCCUUGUGAGUUUCAACUGUGAUCGACCUCCAAUUUUGUAACAAUAUCAUGUUUCUUAGUUAAUGAACAGCAAAUACUGUGCAAUUUGCUGGUAGCAUUCGAGUUGUAAUGAAUGCUAGUAAUAUUAGCAGUAGCAAUAGCAGUUCAUACAUCAGUUUAGGUGAGUGAAAUUUGAAUCAAAGUUAUAUUUGCUGAUUUAUACAAGCUCCUAGUUGCAAUGCUAAA
Molecule: messenger RNA, 2182 nt
Organism: Chenopodium quinoa (quinoa)
Lineage: Eukaryota; Viridiplantae; Streptophyta; Magnoliopsida; Caryophyllales; Amaranthaceae
Product: U3 snoRNP-associated protein-like EMB2271
Exons: 8
Coding region: 235-1857 (540 amino acids)
Cellular component (GO): small-subunit processome
Molecular function (GO): protein binding; snoRNA binding
Source: RefSeq, a predicted model, not a curated record